UGAUGAAGUGAACGGAUGUCCAAUAGCUAUCCGAAUUCCUCGCCAGAGCUGCUCUUGGAUAACAAAAAGUCGUUUUAUAGUCGCACGCAGAGCGAUAUAACCGCACAAGAGUGUAAGUUUUAUGUUGUUCUCAUAUAAAGGAUUUAUUCUGUAAAAAAUGGCUAUUAACACGGACGCGCCUCACGCGACAGACGCCGCGCUUCAGUCCACCGAUUUUGGAGAUACACAGAAACUUCUGGACAUCUCGGACAAACAGCUGAAGAGAGAAUUAAACCACACAGAUUCUGACACACACCUCGCCGGUUCUCUGGAAGAGGAGCCCACUGAGCAUAGUGUGGUCAUAUCUGCUUCUGUCCCGCGGUCUCUGUCACGGGCGAGCUUCAGAUGCGCGUCGCCGCCCACGCCCGAGCAACGCGAACCCUGCAGCUUCAUGUGGGUCGCCGUGAUGUCCUGCUUCUGCCCGGCCGUCCCAAUCAACCUGUUCGCCCUUUAUUUCGCGCAUAUGUCUCGCUCUAUGAUACAAGCAAAAGAUUAUGAUGGGGCCAGAAGACUCGGACGUCUAGCUUUGUUGCUCAGUGUGAUUGCCAUUGUUGUGGGUCUGGCUAUAAUCAUCUAUCUUCUAAUGACAGAGUUGAAGUAGUUGUGGAUGUCGUACUGAAUGCACUGAUGUAAAUGGGUAUCGGAAGUGAAACCAAAGAAGAUGGAUAAUGAAUGCCGUGUGAAAACUUCAGAAAAUUAAUUUAGAAUGUCUGUUAUUUUGUGUUUUACACUUUUUGACAAGGACUCCUGUUCAUCGAAAUGUUUUUUUAGCACUGAACUAAUUUUGCACAAACUCUUACAUUACAAUCAGGUGUUCUUAGCUUAGAAUUUUGAAGUAUAUUUGAAUUCUUUCAAGGAAUUGCAUUAUAUUAUGAAGAUGUGAUGCAUGUUGCAAUAAGAAUAUAUGACUUCUGUUGAUU
Danio aesculapii is the source of this 959-nucleotide messenger RNA. RefSeq names its product trafficking regulator of GLUT4 (SLC2A4) 1b (gene trarg1b). The transcript is spliced from 3 exons. Gene Ontology annotation, cellular component: membrane. The record is from RefSeq and is a predicted model, not a curated record. Lineage: Eukaryota; Metazoa; Chordata; Actinopteri; Cypriniformes; Danionidae. Bases 158 to 640 code for a protein of 160 amino acids.